Molecule: messenger RNA, 3507 nt
Organism: Phoenix dactylifera (date palm)
Lineage: Eukaryota; Viridiplantae; Streptophyta; Magnoliopsida; Arecales; Arecaceae
Product: nuclear pore complex protein NUP98A-like
Biological process (GO): RNA export from nucleus; telomere tethering at nuclear periphery; post-transcriptional tethering of RNA polymerase II gene DNA at nuclear periphery
Cellular component (GO): nuclear pore; nuclear pore cytoplasmic filaments
Molecular function (GO): RNA binding; structural constituent of nuclear pore
Source: RefSeq, a predicted model, not a curated record
UCAUGCUUUCGAUUCGGCGGCCGAGGGAGAAAAAAUAAAAACCCUCGCUUAUAUACAUACCAUCGCACGCUUUUGAGUUUUGGCUGUGGACCCGAACCAUCUUCGAGCGCCGAAGGAGAGAAUCCGCAGCGAUGUUCGGUUCUACAAGUUCUUUUGGGCAGUCAUCAACGAGCCCGUUUGGUUCACAAUCGGUGUUCGGGCAGACAAGCAGUGCUAGCAGCAAUCCUUUUGCACAGAAACCCUUUGGUAGUCCAAAGCCUUUUGGUUAUGCGACAGGGAGUUCAGUAUUUGGUGGCACAUCAACUGGUGUCUUUGGCCAGCCUUCCACACCGGCAUUUGGUGUUUCAUCAUCACCAGCUUUUGGAAGUUCAACACCUGCUUUUGGAGCAUCAUCAACUUCUGCUUCCCUUGGUGGAUCCUCUGUGUUUGGGCAGAAGCCAACUUUUGGAGGUUUUGGAUCAACUGCCAACCAGACAAAUCCAUUUGGGCAGCAGACACAGCCCACAUUUGGAAGCAACCUUUUUGGUUCAGCUACACCCUUUGGUGCAUCAAGCCAACCUGCAUUUGGGGCUACCAGUACCCCAGCUUUUGGUUCAACAAGCACCCCUGCUUUUGGUUCUACAAGUGGCCCUGCAUUUGGUGCUACACCUACUCCAGCAUUUGGUGCCACAACUGCGCCAGCGUUUGGUUCUACAACAUCACCAGCAUUUGGUUCUACAGCAACUCCACUAUUUGGCAGUACUGGAGCUGCAUUUGGGGCAUCAAGCAACCCUGCAUUUGGUUCCACUGCUAUGCCAGCCUUUGGUACUCAAAGUUCCACAGUGUUUGGAUCUUCAAACACUCCAGCAUUUGGUGCAUCCACUACUCCCACAUUUGGAUCUUCUACGAUACCUGCUUUUGGUGCAUCAACUACUCCUUCCUUUGGCUUUGGCUCCUCACCAUCUUUUGGUCCAUCAUCUUCUGCAUUUGGCAGCACUCCAUUUGGAACUACUCCAUCACCUUUUGGUGCUCAAAGCUCCUCGUUUGGUUCUCAAACAGCAACACCUACAUUUGGUAGCCCGAGUUUUGGACAAGCAUCAUUUGGGGGCCAACGUGGGGGCAGUAGAGUAGUAGCUUACAACCCAACACCUGAGACUGAUGGCACUAGUGGUACGCAAGCUGUUGGAAAGCUGGAAUCAAUAUCAGCUAUGCCUACAUACAAGGAAAAAAGUCAUGAUGAGUUGAGAUGGGAGGACUAUCAGCUUGGGGAUAAAGGGGGUCCAAAUCCUGCUGGACAGCCUGCUGGAGGGACUGGUUUUGCUGCUCCAACACAACCUACCCCAUUUGGUUCUCCGGGCACAUUUAGUCAGCCUGCAGGAAACCCCUUUUCUUCAUCAACAUCUUCUAACCCCUUUGGACCUAAAAAUGCAACUUUUGGACAGACUGGUUUUGGGUCCUCGUCGUCUUCAAUUUUUAGCUCAUCUCUCAAUGCUUCCUCAUCUAGCCCUUUUGGCUCAACCUCUUCUACCACUUCAUUAUUUGGGGCUUCUAGUGGUUCUGCUUUUGGUUCAAGUUCAUCUCCUUCACUUUUUGGAGGAUCUUCUGCACCUGCUUUCGGUUCUUCAUCCUCGAUUUUUGGUUCUUCUGGAGCUGGAUCAAGUCCAGCAUUUGGUUCUGGCCUCUCUUUUGGGAACACUCAAUCAUCUGGAUUGUUCCAAUCCACUUCAUCGAUUGGGCAAACACCAUCUCCUUUUGGUCAGUCUGCUACAGGAUUUCAAUUAUCUACUCCUAGUUCUGGAUCAAAUCUAUUUAGCACACCAUCAACUGGAUUUGGGGGAAGUUUGUUCACCAAUUCAGCACCAUCAAUUCUUUCAGCGAGCAAUCCUGCUGGUUUUGGUCAAGCAACUCCUUCUCUUUCAACUGUAUUUCCACAAACUGCCCCUUCUCAGGCGUCUGGUAUGCUUUCUUUUGGCAACUUUGGUCAGGCACAGCCAGCAUCUUCUGGUAACUUGGGCAGCACAUCGAGUAUCUUUGGUCAGGGCACCUUCGCACAACCCAGAGCUGCUGCUCAGUCUGCUAUGGUUGUGCAACCAGCACCAGUUACCAAUCCCUUUGGGACACUUCCAGCAACACCUCAGAUGUCCAUUGGUCAUGUGGGUUCUGCACCUUCAAUUCAGUAUGGGAUUUCUACUAUGCCUGUUGCUGAAAAGCCUGUUCCAGUCAGAGUCUCGUCUUUAUUGGCUCCUAGGCACAUGUCUCAGAGAAGGCUUAAGUUGCCACAAAGGAAAUAUCAUCCUAAAAGUGAUGGUCCAAGGGUACCAUUCUUCAGGGAUGACGAAGAAGCGUCCACCACACCUAAAGCAGAUGCUUUUGUUAUUCCACGGGAGAAUCCUAGAGCACUGGUUAUCCAUCCGGUUGAACAGCGGCCUUCAAGAUCUACUACAGACAAACAAUUUGGGCAGAAAAUCACACAUACUUCAGCAAAUGAAAAUGGGAAUCCAGCUGACAACGGGCACAACCAGCAACAAAAUAGCCAUCCUCUGUCGCCAACUAAACCUUCCCAGAAGCAGAAUGGGUUUCAUGCUGACCAUGCAGAAAAGGAGAGUGAUUCAUCGCCCACAACCUUCUCUGGGCACAAGGCACGUGAGGCUGCAGUUGUGUAUGAGCAUGGUGCAGAUAUUGAGGCUCUGGUGCCCAAGCUUCAUCACGCUGAAUAUUACACUGAGCCACGAAUCCAGGAGAUGGCUGCCAAGGAACGAUCUGAGCCAGGCUUCUGCUGCCAUGUGAAGGACUUUGUGGUUGGAAGGCAUGGGUAUGGCAGCAUAAUGUUUGAUGGAGAAACUGAUGUUAGAAGGCUUGACCUUGAUUCGAUUAUCCAGUUCAACAACCGUGAGGUUAUUGCGUACAAGGACGAGGGCAAGAAGCCUCCCAUAGGACAGGGUCUCAACAAGCCUGCCGAGGUGACACUACUUAACAUCAUGUGCAUCAAUAAGAAGACAGGGCUGCAAUACACUGAAGGCCCCAAGGUUCAGAAAUACAAGGAGAUGCUGAUGAAGAAGGCCCAAGAGCAGGGGGCUGAGUUUGUGUCAUAUGAUGCAGUGAGAGGGGAGUGGAAAUUCAAGGUCAAGCACUUCAGCUCCUACGGCAUUCGAGAUGGCCAUUUUAUACACGAUGCUCAUCUGUGAUAUCUAGAUUCCGGAGGAUAUCAUGUCCGCUUUAAGUCUGUGCCCUUUUAAUGAAGGGGUUGUAAGGGUAAAAUGAAAUCGUCUCCUGCAGAGAAACUGGAAGCAGUGCUUUGUUUUUGAGGUCGAGCGUUUGUAGAGUGCUGUAACUUGUGGCAGUUUUUCCUUUUUCAGAAAAAGUUCUCUUUUCUUGGGCCAAGUGUGUUGAGGAGGAGGGGGGGUUCAAUUGGUGAGAAACUGUAUUUUGGUCUGCAUGACACAGUUCUCGAUUUGUUUUUCUUAUGGGGACAUAAUUUGACUUUCUGCAAAAGCUGAGUAUUUUCAAAGAAGCUGGAUUCCAAUCCAA